GAGCCAAGGUUGAGCCACAAAACAAAACCUGAAAAACAGAACAGCUGCAACUUCUUGUUGCUUGCGAUCGCUGGAAGAUUAGGGUUUCCAUAAUUGCGAGAGAAGAUGUGGCACGAAGCGAGAAGAUCAGAGAGAAAGGUUCACGACAUGAUGGACGCAGCUCGGAAGAGAGCGCAGAGGCGAGCCGUGUAUUUGGCGAAGAGGAGAGGCGAUCCUCAGCAAUCUAUUCAGGUCAUGGGCAGUAGAUGCCGCACCUACCGCGACGAUGGUCUCUACCAAGCUACCCAGGACCAGCAGGGCUUGAUACCUUGGAAUGGGAAACAGGAUGUUCUAAUUGACAGAUUUGAUGGUCGUGCCCUGCUUGAUUUUAUUCGAGAGUCUGAUUCGAGACAUUUUCGGGCUCCAGAUAAAUCAGAAGAAGAAGAAGAACUAGAAGAGUUUGUUAAUUUUGAGAGAUAUCGGGAUUUAAUUAAGCACCGACGCAGAGGAUUUACUGAUGAAGAAGGUUUGCUACAUGUAACCCAAGAGAUGGAGGCUAAGGCAGUUAUUCCAUUUGCAUCAGACAGUACAUCUCAGCUGACACAAGCUCCUUCAAGCAAGGGUUCAUAUUCACAAGUGGGUUUCUCUUAUGAUGGUGAUGUAAAGGAGGAAUCUCAAUUUUCAGAUGGUGAUGAUAAUGAAGAGGUUGAUGAAGAUGAUGACGAUGAGGAUUUUAAUAGUGAUGAUAGCAAUGAUGAAGGAAUGGACAUGAUAGCAAAAGAAUUUGGAGUAAAAAGGUAUGGGUGGCUCGUUUAUAUGGAUAAAAAGGCAAAAGAGGAACAGAAAAGGCAAAAGGAAAUGAUCAAAGGAGAUCCUGCAAUUAGGAAGCUGAGUCGCAAGGAAAGGAGGAAAGCUUCUCAGAUAGAAAGGGAAAGAGAAAGAGAAGCUGCUCGGAUAACAGGAACUCGAGUGCUGCAUCAUGAUCCUUACCGGGAACCCAGAAGAAGUCCAAGUUAUGAAGCUUAUUCUCGCUCUAGAAGGUCAAGAUCACGAUCGCGCUCAUACUCACCAUCACAUUCAAGGCGAUAUGCUCGAGUAGGGCAUUCUGAUGAAGUUCAUCGCAGCAAGUCAAGGACUUCUAAAAUAGAAUUUAUCACUGAAUUUGGGGGUUCUGGUGAUGGGGACGAACUGAAGCUUGAAGGAUAUUCUCCACCAUCUUCUCCUCCAUCCCAAGCUGAUGUGUUGAGCCGGCCAUCUUCUGUUCGUAUACUUGAGGCAUUGUAUGUUGAUCCUGCAUCUGGUGUAUCCCUUGAUAAGGAGAAGAUCACUAAAGCAGUGAAACCAGUGGUAAGCACAUCAUCAGCACUAGCAAAGUUAACCAAGUCAAGUACUUCUGGGGGUCCCUUGAAGCAGCAGCCAGGGGAGAAAAAAGAAACUCCUCAGGAGAGACUUAAAAGGAUCAUGAGCAAACAGCUAAACAAACAAAUUAAAAAAGAUACUGCUGCUGAAAUUGUGAAGAAACGAGAACAGGAGCGUCAGAGGCUAGAGAAACUUGCAGAAACAAACCGGCUAUGUCAUUAUAGGCGGCGUAGCCGUAGUAGGAGUUAUAGUCGAUCUCCACCUAGAAGAUACCGACACAGAAGUCCAAGUAGAAGCAGUUCUCGAAGAUACCAUUCCCGCUCCCGUUCUCGGUCUCACUCUCAUUCUCGCUCACGCUCGCGCUCUCAUUCCCGCUCACCAAGGGUUAGAAGCCGUUCAAGGCACUCAUAGUUACGCUGGCAUGGAGAAAACUUAUACUUGAGCAUUACAUUCUCUUUAAAACUACCAGAGGGCCCUUUUUUUUUUUCUUAUAGAAAUUAUAUGAGCCUUUUUGUCAUAUCAUGUCAUAUACUCUCUUUGAUUCCACUGCUUAAUUGCAUCUACCAAUUGUGUAUAUUGUGCAAGAAACAAUGAAAGAUUAAAAGUAUGUAGUAAGUAUGAAGAGAUCAUCGCAGAUGCAAUUGUGGAAA
This is a messenger RNA of Hevea brasiliensis (rubber tree), 1988 nucleotides long. RefSeq lists its product as uncharacterized. The record is from RefSeq and is a predicted model, not a curated record. Bases 106 to 1749 code for a protein of 547 amino acids. The transcript is spliced from 13 exons. NCBI's taxonomy places the organism in Eukaryota, Viridiplantae, Streptophyta, Magnoliopsida, Malpighiales, Euphorbiaceae.